AUGGCUUCCGCAGACGAGCUCAAGGCUCUCGGCAACAAGGCCAUUGCCGAGAAGAACUUUGACGAGGCUGUCGCCAAGUUCACCGAGGCCAUCGCCCUCCAACCCGAGAACCACAUCCUCUACAGCAACCGUUCGGCCGCUUACGCCUCCAAGAAGGACUGGCAAAAGGCGCUGGACGACGCGAACAAGACGACAGAGAUCAAGCCCGACUGGCCCAAGGGCUGGGGACGCAAGGGAACCGCCUACUACGGCCUGGGCGACCUGCUCGCUGCCAACGACGCCUACGAGGAGGGACUCAAGGUCGACCCCAACAAUGCCGGCCUGAAGAAGGAUCUCGCCGCUGUGCAGAAGGCCAUGAAGGCGGAAGCUGGUGGUGACGCCGGAGACCCGGGUCUCGGCCUCGGCAACAUGUUCAACGACCCCCAGCUCCUCCAGAAGCUCGCCGCGAACCCCAAGACGAGCUCGUUCCUCUCCGACCCCACCUUCAUGGCCAAGCUCCAGCAGAUGAAGGAGAACCCCAAGGCCUCCCCCGACCUUUUCAGCGACCCCCGCAUGCUGCAGGUCCUCGGCGUCCUCAUGGGCGUCGACAUGCAGAUGGGCAUGCCCGACGACAUGCCCGGCGCCUCCAAGGACACCGAGAUGCCCGACGCCCCCGCUCCCCAGUCGAAGCCCGCUGCCCCCAAGAAGGCGCCCACCCCCGAGCCGGAACCCGAGCCCGAAGAGCUGGACGAGGAGGCCCUGGAGAAGAAGAAGGCCAAGGAGGCAGCCGACAAGGAGAAGGCCCUGGGCACCGAGAACUACAAGAAGCGCAACUUCGAUCAGGCCAUCGAGCACUACACCAAGGCCUGGGAGCUGCACAAGGACAUCACCUACCUGAACAACCUGGGCGCCGCCUACUUUGAGAAGGGCGACUACGAGAAGGCCAUCGAGGCGUGCACCAAGGCCGUCGAGGAGGGCCGCGCCAUCUACGCCGACUUCAAGAUGAUCGCCAAGUCGUACGCCCGCAUCGGCACCGCAUACGAGAAGCAGGGCAACCUCGACCUCGCCAUCGAGAACUACAAGAAGUCGCUCACCGAGCACCGCACGCCCGACGUCAACGCCAAGUUGCGCGCCGCGGAGCGCACCAAGACGGAGCAGUCGCGCCUCGCGUACAUCGACCCGGCCAAGGCCGAGGAGGCGCGCGAGGAGGGAAACAAGAAGUUCAAGGAGAGCGACUGGCCGGGCGCGGUGGCGGCGUACAGCGAGAUGAUCAAGCGCGCGCCGGACGACCCGCGCGGCUACAGCAACCGCGCCGCGGCGUUCGUCAAGCUGCUCGAGUUCCCCAGCGCCGUCGAGGACUGCAACACGGCCAUCAAGAAGGACGCGACCUUCAUCCGCGCGUACAUCCGCAAGGCACAGGCCUUCUUCGGCAUGCGCGAGUACUCCAAGUGCGUCGACGCGUGCACCGAGGCGGCCAAGGUCGACCUCGAGCACCACAAGGGCGCCAACGCGCGCGAGAUUGAGCAGCAGCAGCAGAAGGCGUUCAACGCCAUGUACUCGGCGCGGGAGAACGAGACUGAGGACCAGACGCGGGAGCGGCUGGCCAAGGACCCCGAGAUCAUGAGCAUCAUGCAGGACCCCAUCAUGCAGUCCAUCCUCCAGCAGGCGCAGUCGGAUCCGGCGGCGCUGACGGAGCACAUGAAGAACCCCGAAAUCAGGUCAAAGAUCCAGAAGCUGGUGGCGGCGGGAGUGAUCCGCGUCGCAUACAUCCAACUCAUAGAAGUAAUCGCCACAUCGCCCCCGGACCCGCCGUCCCCAGCUCUCCACCUCAUCGCCUCCCUCCCCUCCGUGCUCCGCUACGUCGACGAAGACAACCGCACCGUCCUGCACCACGCCGCCCGCCUCGGCCGCGCCGAGAUCGUCCGCGCCGCCAUCUCUACCGCCGGGCCCGACGCGAUCGUCGACCCCCUCGACGCGGACAGAUGCACGCCCCUGCACCUCGCGAGCCGAAAUGGCCACCUCGAGGUCGUCACCACCCUCCUCGCCGCGGGCGCCGACGUCCGCGCGGAGGAGAGCUUCGACGAGACGCCGCUGCACGAGGCCGCGCGCAACGGGCACGCUGAGAUCGCAAGGGUCCUGAUCGCGGCUGGCGCGGUGGUGGACGCGCCGAAUCGCGACUGCGGGACGGCGCUGCACGUUGGCGCGAGACGGGGCAUGGAGGCGGUGGUUGAGGUGUUGCUGGAGGCCGGGGCGAAUCCGGCGACGAGGGAUGCGGUGGGGGAUACGCCGCUGCAUGACGCGGCGAGGGGCGGGCACGAGGGGGUUGUGAUGGCGUUGUUGGAGACGGGGAUGGUCUCCAUCGAAGCGCAGAACGCGAACGAUUUCACGCCCUUGAGCGUCGCGGCACGGCAUGGGCGGGAGGCGAUUGUGCGGAUGCUGGUUGAGCAGGGGGCAGACGUGGACAGUCUGUCGAAUGAGUAUUGCACGCCGCUGCACCAGGCGGCGUCGGAGGGGCACGACGGGGUUGUGAGGAUAUUGAUCGCGGCGGGCGCGGAUGUGGAUCUGCAGGACCGGGAUGAGCAGACGGCGCUGCAUGCGGGCGUGAUGUUUGAGCACGCGGCGGUGGUGGCGAGUCUGUUGGCGGCGGAGGCGGAUGUGAAUUUGAGGGAUACGGAGGACUGUACGCCGCUGCACCACGCGGUGAAGAACGAGAACAAGGCGAUGGUGCGGGAUCUGCUGGAGGCUGGGGCGGAUCCGACGGUGAUUAGCGCGACGGGGGAGACGCCGCAGAGUUUGGCGCGGGUGCUGAACCGGAAUUCGAUCGCGGAUUUGUGUGAGGCGCCGCAGGUGAAGGUGAGGCAGGGGGUGGUGUCGAAUUUCCGGCCGAAGCGGUGCAGGCCGCCGGGCAGGCCGAAUCAGGAGGAUGAGAGGGAGGCGUGCCGGCAUUUUAAGGGGCUGUUUUGGUGUCCGACGAGCGAGGUGAGGUUUGAGGGGCUGAGUGUGUGGGAUAUGUUGUACGAUCCGGAGACGGAGCUGCGGUUGACGCCGAGGAUGCCGGCUGUGGUGGGGACGCCGAAGGGUGGUGGGGCGGCGACGCCGGUGCGCAGUCCCGGCGCGAGUCCGGUGCGCAGCCCUGCGGUGUCGCCGGGGGCCAGUCCGGCUGCGAGCCCGCCGCGGAGCCCGUUGCUUUCGCCCCCGGGAACGACUGCCGGGGGGUUGACGAUGAAGGAGAUGAAGAGGGGCCAGCAGCAGCGCCGGCGCAAGAGUUCGUACGCGAGCCGAAUGCCGGAGAGGCCGGUGAAGAGGUGGCUGCACCUGCCUGCGAAUAAUGUGGCGUGGGUGAUGGAUCUGGUGCAGCGCGUGUGCGCGAUGGAUCAUAGGACGGACGCGGAAUGUAACCGGAUCAUGGCGUUUAUUGAGGAGACGUUCCAUGAGAUGCGGACGGGGGAGUUCUACCGCCGGCCGCAUUUUAAGAUGGAGGCUGCUGCUGCUGCUGCCGAGGAGGCGGUGGGGCUGGGAGUUGGACCGCCGACGCCGCCCAUCACGCAGCCGACAGCGACAACGCCUGGCGGGAGGAUGUUCUCGAUGGUGCUGCCCAUAAUCGACGUCGACAUCGACGAGGGCACGAAAAACAGCCUCCGGAACGUGCAGAUCGGGGACGAGGCGCGGCUGAUGCGGCCCCUGGAGAUGGUCGCCGGCAACGACAGACGCGUUGUAGUCCCGCAAGGAGCUGCCGGUGGUGGGACGCAGCGACGGCACCCCCUAACCGCGAUGCCGACUAACCUCCAGCACUACCUCUUCCCGCACCUCGCGCACUUCGACGCCAUGGCCAAACUGCGCGCGAGCUUCACCAAGUCGGAGUACCACGUCCCGCGGCCGCUGGACCAGUCCUACCACGAAGCCCUGAGCGCGGCGGACCUGGCGCUGCGCAACGAGAGCCAGGUGCUCUUCCGGUACCUGCGGCGGGUCGAGGGGCGGUUGGUCGCGGAACAACAGCAACAGCAGACGGCGGAGGAGGAGGUGUGUCCGCCGCCGCUGGUGGAGGACGCGCAGGGGCAGGGGAAGAGCCCGUUUGAGAGGCACGUGCAGCGGACGUUCUCGCGGCAGGCGAGCUCGAAGCAGAAGAAGACGGACGGGACGAAGGCGGAGCUGGGGAGGAUGGCGGGGCGGCAGGACCAGGCGAGUAGUGUGCAGGCGAAGAUUUCGCGGGAGAAGAGGAGGAUGGAUACGGAGAGGCGGAAGCAGAUUUUGUGUGUGGCGCAGCUUUGGGUGUGGAGGAUUGACGAGAAUACGAUCAUCACUGCGUUCCCUGAUCGGUGGGAUAACAAGAACGCCAAGACGCUUCUGAACGAGAUCAAGCAUCGCGUUUUGGGGAUCAGGGAUCUGAGGUCUGAGGACACGGAUAUGAUGCGGAUUGUGGAGAGUAUCCUCGAAAGCGCGCUGGGAUACAGCGAGGAAGAGUUUCACUUUCAGUUUGAGGGGCCGAAGAGUUAUUGCACCGUGUUUGCGUCUUCAAUUGCUCACGUUUCAAAUGAGGCAAUGAAGCGCUACGCCGAGUUCAAGGCGUCCAUCAAGAAGAUGGGCACGUCCAAGACUGUGUUGGACGACCUAAGAGCCGAAAUUGAGCUUCUCCAGGAGAUUGACGACAUCCGAGAAGAGAUCAACAUGAUCAAGCGUGUGCUACGGUCUCAAGAGCGUGUGUAUGAGGAGUUUAGGGGCUCGGAGAUUGGGGAGAAGUGUGGGGACGGGAAGGAUGCGGCGAGGAAGGCGUUCAAGCAUCCGACCUUGGACUUCUUCAAGAGGUUGGAGGAGGAUGCUAACCGUGUGCGAGACUCGAUCACGACAUUAUUGGAUCUCAGGCAACGCGAGGCGAACAUCGAAGAGGCUCUAUCGGCCAGCGAGCAGUCCAAGAUCCUCUUCAUCUUCACCGGCGCCACCGUCGUUUUUGCUCCCCUCUCGUGGGCAACCGGCAUUUUCGAGGUUAGCAUCGAAGGUCUGGCCAGCCCCACCACUGCAGGCACACUGAUCAUCGCAUGUGUGCUGAGUCUCUUCGGCACCCUGCUCCUCAUCGCCUUGUCUCUCCAGAUCUACGAGUUCAUCACACAGGGCAAGGCGAAGCAGAUGUACCAGAACGUGUGGAACUUCUUCGAGAUUAGGAGGAAGGACAAGGCUGCUUCUAGCUCGAAGAGCUCUCCACCCUCAUCAUUGGAUGCGUCAACACAAUUGAGUAGGCAGAGGAGAUCUUCGCUCUCGCAGCCCGUUGCUGCCACGGCUUAA
Colletotrichum siamense is the source of this 5256-nucleotide messenger RNA. RefSeq names its product Heat shock protein sti1-like protein. The record is from RefSeq and is a predicted model, not a curated record. Gene Ontology annotation, biological process: metal ion transport; transmembrane transport. Bases 1 to 5256 code for a protein of 1751 amino acids. Gene Ontology annotation, molecular function: metal ion transmembrane transporter activity; Hsp90 protein binding. The transcript is spliced from 11 exons. NCBI's taxonomy places the organism in Eukaryota, Fungi, Ascomycota, Sordariomycetes, Glomerellales, Glomerellaceae. Gene Ontology annotation, cellular component: membrane.